This is a messenger RNA of Daldinia loculata, 1037 nucleotides long. Its product is annotated as SET domain-containing protein. Gene Ontology annotation, cellular component: nucleus. The coding region runs from base 205 to 882 and encodes 225 amino acids. Lineage: Eukaryota; Fungi; Ascomycota; Sordariomycetes; Xylariales; Hypoxylaceae. The record is from RefSeq and is a predicted model, not a curated record. Gene Ontology annotation, molecular function: protein binding. The transcript has a single exon.
CUAUAAGUUAUCAAUAACCAUGUUCGGUAGCAAUGAUAAUACAUUGUUUUUAUCAAUACAUACAUUAUAUACGUGAGGUUCUACAGCGAUUCUCUACGUAAUACCAUCGAGGAAGUUGCCUAUCAUUAGUCUCCUAACAAUUAUAAUACCUUAAAACAACCAAAAAUAACGUACAGUUAUCUAAUUUAAUACUAUAAAUUAGAAAUGGCCGCAAGGGAGUUCAAAAUGCUAAACAGCAUAGAUGUCAGGCCCAGCGAGGGUAGGGGGUUUGGCCUCUUUGCUAAGGCAAAUAUCCCAGCAAAUACCAUCAUCAGCAGUGAAACGGCGACCAUUUAUGGACCACCGAGUAUUCGGUCCAGGUCUGACGAACAAAAGGUCAAUGUCUUUUGUGAUGCGUUCGCCUCAGCCAGUGAGUCAAAUCGUAGUCGAUUGGAUAGCCACGCUUGGAACCCUGAACAGUACGAGCAGCAUAAGGAUCUAUACAAUCAUUUUGACAAGUGGCUAAAGAAUUACAUGCGAAGUAGCGGAAGUUAUGAACCGGGAUUCAAUCGAACUGAGGCGGUAAUGGCACUUAUAAAAGCCUACUCGAUAUUUUGGAUCAAUGCCAGCGGGACCCCUGAUAACGGAGCCGCGGUGUAUAGUACUUUCGCCCGUUCUAACCACUCCUGCAGACCAAAUGCUACCUGGAGAUAUAGAGGUGAUCCACCUUAUCAUCUAGAGAUGGUAACGGAAUGUGAUAUCCCCGCGGGUGAAGAGGUAACUGUCUCCUAUGACAAUCUCUCGAGGCUGAAAUUGGAUGAGAGGCAGAAGCUGUUGUCGAAUUGGGGGUUCACAUGUAAAUGUGAAAGAUGUACCGAGGAAGAAUAUAUGUUAGGCCUAUAGUGUCUGCAAAAACAAAGGGAACAUGGGCAGUCUGUAUAAAAAAGAAAGCGUAAGCCCUAUCCCAUCGACAAGUAGAUAUGUAUCCUGAAAUAUAUGAAUAUGUUAAACUAGCUGAUAAAGGAAGAACGAGUCAAGUAAUAUAGUAAUAUACCUAA